UCGCGGCGGUGACGCCAUCGCGCGGCGCGGCGGCGGGCGGGUUCGAUGGCCGCGGCGGAGGCGCGGAAGCGGCGGCCCAAGGGUCACUUCGCGGCCGGGCGGGCCAAGCGGCCCCGCGGCGGCGGGCGGCAGCUGGAGGCCGGCAUGCGCGGCAUCCUCAUCACCUGCAACAUGAACGAGCGCAAGUGCGUGGGGGAGGCCUACAGCCUCCUCGGCGAGUACGGGGACCGGCUCUACGGGCCCGAGCAGUUUUCAGAUCCCGAGGAGCGGCUGUCUGGAAGCGAGAGGGAGGAGGAUGAGGAUGAUGUUGAGGCUGCCCUGAAGAAGGAGGUCGGCCAGAUCCGCACCCUAACGGAGCAGAAGCUGCGGCGGUUCCAGUCGGUGGAGAGCGGUGCCAACAAUGUGGUCUUCAUCAGAACCCAGGGCAUAGAACCUGAGAACCUGGUGCACCAUAUAUUAAAGGAUAUGCAUGCCACUAAAAAGAAGAAAACAAGAGUCAUUCUGCGCAUGCUGCCCGUUUCUGGAACUUGCAAGGCUUUUAUGGAAGAUAUGAAAAAAUACACGGAAACGUUUUUUGAGCCUUGGUUUAAAGCCCCUAAGAAGGGUACUUUUCAGAUUGUUUACAAAGCUCGUAAUAACAGUCAUAUGAGUAGGGAAGAAGUAAUUAAGGAAUUGGCAGGAAUUGUGGGAAGCCUCAAUCCAGAAAACAAAGUCGAUCUUAAUAACCCACAAUAUACAAUUGUGGUGGAAAUAAUAAAAAGCGUCUGUUGCUUGAGUGUGGUGAGAGACUAUGUUCUGUUUAGAAAGUACAAUCUACAGGAGGUGGUGAAGAGCAAAGAAGACACACAACAAAACCCAUCAAGUCUGACAGAAGAACAGAACUCGGAGCUAGUAAAACCAGAAACUGUGGAGGAGGAGGAGGAGAAGGAGAAGAGCUCAAAUGAAGUAAAACAAGAGAACAACCACGGAGAAGGAGAAGAGCUCAAAUGAAGUAAAACAAGUGAACAAGAAUCAAGGAGAAACAAGGUUUCAGAGUGGAAUACUUAUCACAAGGGCAGAUAUAGAACUGAAGAUCCCACAGUAGGUCUGCAGAAGAAUUGGGGAGAGAAGGCAACUUUCCUAAGUCAGAACACCAUCAAGCUGGGAAGAGCCACAGUUCUUUGGUGUUGCACCUGCUCUGGUUGGUAUAAAUGCAUCCCAUGCUGCAGGCCUGGAAUGGCUCUCCGGAAAUCCACUUUUG
Messenger RNA from Cuculus canorus (common cuckoo), 1240 nucleotides. RefSeq names its product THUMP domain containing 1 (gene THUMPD1). The record is from RefSeq and is a predicted model, not a curated record. Lineage: Eukaryota; Metazoa; Chordata; Aves; Cuculiformes; Cuculidae. The coding region runs from base 46 to 990 and encodes 314 amino acids. Gene Ontology annotation, molecular function: RNA binding. The transcript is spliced from 5 exons. Gene Ontology annotation, biological process: tRNA modification.